Molecule: messenger RNA, 1262 nt
Organism: Protobothrops mucrosquamatus (brown spotted pit viper)
Lineage: Eukaryota; Metazoa; Chordata; Lepidosauria; Squamata; Viperidae
Product: coiled-coil domain-containing protein 157-like
Exons: 7
Coding region: 72-1262 (396 amino acids)
Source: RefSeq, a predicted model, not a curated record
AAAUGUUCCUCUCUUUUCGAAACAGCUUCUCCGCUUAGUUGGUGUCAGUGUGCUCUCCUAAAGAGUCUUCCAUGUGGCUUCUUUCAGGAGCUGUUUCUUUGGAGAUGAAUCUCUCCACCUUGAAAGAAAAGCUUCAGGCGCAGGAAAGCACCAUCCAGGAACUGGAACAGGCCAGAAAGGGUCUGCAGCAGGAGAUGGAGUCCAAGAUGGUGGACAAGGAUGAGGUAGACAAACGGGAGGAGCAACUGAAGGCCCUCGGCAGCCAGCUGGAGAGAGUGGAGCAGCAGCUGAACUGGACCACCCUGGAACUCAAUAAAGAGAGAGCCAGAGGGGAUAGCAUGCUCCAGCACCAGGAGUCCCUCCAGGCCAAACAACAGACUCUAAUGCAGCAGCUGGACAGUCUGGACCAAGAAUGCGAGCAGCUGAAGACCAGCAUGGCUGACGGGGAAGAUGACCGGCAGAUGAUGAGGGAGCGGCUGAAGGAGGUCCAGGAGGAAAAGUGGGAGAUCCAAGGCCGGCUGGAGGCCCAGAAGGACUUCUGCUGUAGAAUUCAGAAAGCUUGCAAGAUCACCUGCACCGCUCUCUCCACCCAGAAGCUUACCGAGAAGCUGAAGCAGGAGAAGCAGAGCUUGGAGCAGUCGUCCUCCGAACUGCAGAGGACCAUCUCUGAGCUGGGAGAGCUGAUCCACGAGAUGAAGGAGAAGGAGAAACUUUUGGUCUUCUUCCCAGACCUUCACCUCCCCGUCGAGACCCAGUUUGAAAUCUCCGGGAACAUCAUGGAAGACAUGGGGAAACAGCUGCAGGCCAACAACAUCCGCAUCAGCAUUCUGGAGGAAGAGAACGCGCGCCUCCGAAACGCGAUAGGCAAAAUGAAAGAGCCGGCCCAGCAGGAGAUGCAGAAGUUUGUGCUUCCAACCCAGCUGUGGAUUCGGUCUGCCGAAAAACCCGGUCCUCAGGACAGCGCGAUGCCACCUCCUGUGGGGUACCCCGCAGGGACCGGCUUCCAGGGACAGGUCUCCAGGCCUCCGACUAAUAGCAGCAGCGUGGGAAACGCCUCGCGAAACAGGCCUCCGAACAAUCCUCUCGUCUACGCUCCUGCCCCCCAAUGGACUUCCGGCCCCCAGCCGCCCAAGGCCCCCUUGGGCCCUGCUCCAUUCAAUCUUUUCUACAAGGAGGCAGUCAGCAGCCCUUACGGCCAGGCCAAAGGGAGAGGCCGUUGUCCGCCCCCGCCAGGCUAUUGUACCCGCAGCCACCAGAAAUAA